UUAGCGCUAACAUUUCCAUAAGCGUUUGAAUCGUCCAGUUAUCAACAUCUAUUAUAAUUGACCAGAACGUGUUAGCAAAAUGAAUAAAGUGUUCGCUUUUAUAUUCAUCUCCGCUGUUAUUUGCAGUGGAUUAACAGAUGCUGAAGACAUAUGCUCGUUGGAGCCGAGGAGCGGACCGUGCAGAGCCGAAUUUCUGAGAUACGCGUACUACAGCGAGGAGAAUAAAUGUAAAUUGUUCGGAUAUGGUGGUUGCGACGGGAACGCUAACAACUUCGAAACAAUGGGGGAAUGUGUGAAAGCUUGUGUGAAACAGUGAUCUAAUUUAACCAUUAUGUUUAGACCGAGCGCACGUUGGAUACGUUUGUGCGAUUUUUAGUAGUCCAAAUCGCACGACUACGCACGAAUCUUUUUGAUUAAAGAAUCUCGAGAUAGGAAGCUCUGGGCCCUUAUUCUGUAUGAUAGUGUAAACGCGUAACGCGGCCGUGUCAUGUUAUCUUUGAGAAAUGUGCGUGGAAUGGUAUUCUGUAAGCCAAAUUUCUAUAGUCCUAAACAUGACGCGUUGUGUUACGUGCUUGUUACGCACUGUCAAAAUAACGUGCGGGAUAGAGAAUAAGGCCCCUGUUGUGUGUUUAUGCGCAUCGUCAUUGGAUUACAGUUUUUUUGGAUUAUAUUUUAGAAGAAACAUAAUGGACAUCGUUUUAUUCACACUAUAUACUUGACAGAACAGCAAGAACCUGAUUAAAACGAAACUAAAGCUACAGUACUAAAACCCAGUAUGUGUAUUGGGUAGUCAACACAUUCGUUCAAGAAUCGCAGAUAUUAGUGCGAUUCACAAUCGUGUCCAACGUGCGCUCGGACGUAUUUUUUAUUAUAUUGAAUUUUAUAAAAAUAAAUAUUCUUUAUCGCACGUAUAUUUA
Molecule: messenger RNA, 917 nt
Organism: Manduca sexta (tobacco hornworm)
Lineage: Eukaryota; Metazoa; Arthropoda; Insecta; Lepidoptera; Sphingidae
Product: hemolymph trypsin inhibitor B-like
Exons: 3
Coding region: 80-316 (78 amino acids)
Molecular function (GO): serine-type endopeptidase inhibitor activity
Source: RefSeq, a predicted model, not a curated record